Kwoniella shivajii is the source of this 1368-nucleotide messenger RNA. RefSeq lists its product as uncharacterized. NCBI's taxonomy places the organism in Eukaryota, Fungi, Basidiomycota, Tremellomycetes, Tremellales, Cryptococcaceae. The record is from RefSeq and is a predicted model, not a curated record. Gene Ontology annotation, molecular function: 1-alkyl-2-acetylglycerophosphocholine esterase activity. The coding region runs from base 1 to 1368 and encodes 455 amino acids. The transcript has 5 exons.
AUGCCAUUACCACCAUUACUUUCAGCUAAUUUACCUAUUUCCACCGGACCUUUUCAAGUUGGAUAUAUACCUAUAUCACAUUCACCCAUAUCACCUUUUAAUCAUCCGCAACCGAUUCAUACGAGAUCCGAUUCACCUGCACUGAAGAUACAUGAUGUAUCGUACAGCGUUUUUUAUCCUACGGGCAACACGAAAAGUAAACCAAAAGGUAUAAGUUGGGUACCUGAACCUUUCUGGGGCGUGGUAAAAGGUUAUGAAAAGUUUUUAGAAGGUAAAACAGGUGGUAGCAGUACCAAUCAAAAUGGAAGAGGAAUGAAAUGGUUAGCUGGAACUUUAGGUUAUAUAGCAGGAAGAUUACGUAUACCCGUACAUCCUUAUGCACCGCUCUUAAAUCCAACAUCCAAAUAUCCCUUGGUGAUAUUCUCACACGGUUUAGCGGGUACAAGACAUACUUAUACUCAGUAUUGCGCUGGAUUAGCUUCGGAAGGAUAUGUCGUUUUGGCUUUGGAACAUAAAGAUGGAAGUGGACCUGCUGUCUGUCUACCUUCAGAUGAAGAUACAGUAGAAAAUGAAAAAGAUGGUAAAGUCUUAUAUUAUAUAAGACAAAGUGAUUUAAAAUGGCCAACAGGUGAAGAUAAAUCAUUGACUCACUUCAGAACACUUCAACUGGAUAUUCGUUCAAGAGAAGUAUACGAGUCAUAUCAUUCUUUCAAGCGUCUAGUGGAAAAUACCGCCACGUCUCCUUCCUCAGAAUCAUCCAAUAUCUUACCCGAGACAGGAGAAAAGAGUAAAGAUACUGAAAAGAAGAAAGAUUGGAUUAGAAGUCUGAAAGAUAAAGUAAAUGUCGAGGAUUUGAGAUUGACUGGACAUAGUUUCGGAGGUGGAACAGUGUUCCACAUUCUUCAAACUCCUUCACCUGAUCCUUUACUCCCUUCUUUACCUGUAAAACAAGCUAUAGCUUUAGAUCCAUGGCUUGAACCAAUUCCAUUACCUUCAAGUUCCACAAAAUCUCAUCCUGAUAUGCCACCUUUAUUAGUUAUUAAUUCAGUUGGAUUCACAGUUUGGUCUGAUCAUUUCAAACGGUUAUUAGGUAUGGUCAAGUCUGCUCAAGGAAAUUUAUGUACUAUCAUAGGUGUAGGACACCAAUCAUUCUCUGAUUUCCCACUUCUUGAUCCGCGUUCUCACACUUUAGCCAAAACGCUUUUGAAUAAGAUACACGAUUUAUCAACCGCUUUCCUCAAGAAAGAAUUGAAUGAAUCGGUGGAAUGGCAAGGUAAAUCACCCGAUCAAGGCAAAAUCAAAAAGGAAGAUGGCAAAAUGCCUGGUAUAGAUGGAGAUAUCGUAGUUCAUUUAUUAGGAAAGGAAUAG